UACCUGGACGUCAGGCAGGAGACAAAAAACAUGCGUGAAUGCAUCUCCAUUCAUGUGGGCCAAGCUGGGGCUCAGAUUGGUAAUGCAUGCUGGGAGCUAUACUGUCUAGAACAUGGGAUCCAGACAGAUGGACAGAUACCACAUGACAAGACUACUGGAGGGGAUAACUCCUUCAAUACCUUCUUUAGCGAGACAGGGGCAGGAAAACAUGUUCCCAGGGCCAUCUUUGUCGACCUAGAACCAACUGUCAUUGAUGAGGUGCGUACAGGAACCUACCGUCAGCUGUUCCACCCUGAGCAGAUGAUUACAGGAAAAGAAGAUGCCGCCAACAACUAUGCUCGUGGACACUACACCAUUGGCAAGGAGAUCAUAGAUCUUGUUUUGGACCGAACACGUAAACUGUCCGACCAGUGCACUGGUCUGCAAGGUUUCCUCAUCUUUCACUCCUUUGGUGGGGGUACUGGCUCUGGUUUCACCUCCCUGCUAAUGGAGAGGCUGUCUGUUGAUUAUGGGAAAAAGUCGAAGCUUGAGUUUGCCAUCUACCCAGCCCCCCAAGUUUCUACAGCAGUAGUUGAGCCUUACAACUCCAUCUUGACCACCCACACCACCCUGGAGCACUCUGACUGUGCCUUCAUGGUGGACAAUGAAGCCAUCUACGAUAUCUGCCGCAGGAACCUUGACAUUGAGAGACCAACGUACACCAACCUGAACAGGCUCAUUAGCCAGAUUGUGUCUUCAAUUACAGCUUCCCUGCGCUUUGAUGGAGCCCUGAACGUUGACCUGACAGAGUUCCAGACCAACUUGGUGCCUUAUCCUCGCAUCCACUUCCCUCUGGCCACCUACGCCCCAGUUAUCUCUUCUGAGAAAGCUUACCAUGAGCAACUAUCUGUGGCUGACAUCACCAACACCUGCUUUGAGCCAGCUAGUCAGAUGGUGAAGUGUGACCCACGUCGUGGUAAAUACAUGGCCUGCUGUCUGUUGUAUCGUGGUGAUGUUGUGCCCAAAGAUGUCAACUCUGCCAUUGCCGCCAUCAAGACCAAACGCACCAUCCAGUUUGUGGACUGGUGCCCAACAGGCUUUAAGGUCGGCAUUAACUACCAGCCUCCAACUGUGGUUCCUGGAGGAGACCUGGCUAAGGUGCAGAGAGCUGUGUGCAUGCUAAGCAACACUACCGCCAUCGCCGAGGCCUGGGCCCGACUUGAUCACAAAUUUGAUCUCAUGUAUGCCAAGAGAGCCUUUGUCCACUGGUAUGUUGGAGAGGGAAUGGAAGAGGGAGAGUUCUCAGAGGCUAGAGAAGAUUUAGCUGCCUUGGAGAAGGAUUAUGAAGAGGUGGGGGCUGACAAUGUUGAGGAUGAGAAUGAUGAAGAGGAAUAUUAAGUUUUUUAAAGCCUGCAUUUAGGCAAGGUUAGUAGACUUUUUCCUGGUUUUAGGAGCAUUUAUACACUUUAAUUUGGGGGAGGGGCAAGUUGAUAGGAAAAAAACAUAAGCAGACCCUAACCAACAUUUACAUAUGUGUCACAUGUAGGUGGUAAAUAGGCUAAAAUGGGGGCCCAGAUGAGAUUGUUAAUGGGUUACAUAUUAGUCUCAAGUUCAUUUCAUGAACAGGUUUUGAUGUACGACAGCUGUAGGUAAUAUGACAGACCCAUUUGGAUUCUAGAUUCAUUGGUGAAUUUGAACAAUAUUUUCUCACAUCCUUUUGAGACCGAGCUAUGGUUCUCAGAAUGAGAAUGAGAACCAUAGGGUACCCAACUUGUUUUGAUGAUAUUACUUGUACUUAGCCAAUCAAUGCAAAGGAGCCUAUUUUUGGCCAAGGCCAACUUAGUACCAAACCAGCCUGAAUAAAAUCUAUAUAGGGCCUAUACAUACAUAGUUACAUACUCACAAAACUACCAAAUAGAUGGAAAAACAACAUAUUUAAUAGUCAAAUCACAUUCAAAUUACACAUUUGAACUAAAGGUUUGUUAAGCACAUUGUGGCACUCAAUGAUAAUAUUCAUUUCAUUUCACUGGUAGCUGAGCAUUGUUUAUCUUGAAAAUGUAUGGAUUGCAUUGUAAUCAUUUGGUAUAGUGGCAUCACAAAAUUUCAGACUUAAACAGCAUACCGUUGCUUUUUUGUCGAACAAUUUAUUUCAGCUUUUUUGUCAGGCUAGAAAACUUAGACCAAACCCUCUACUUCAUGCUCCUCCCCCUCAGUACCCUCUCCAGUGAGGAAUGUCCAUUAUUAAAAGGGCUCCUAUGUCAGUUUCUACAUACCAUUCAGCUGUGACUCAGUGAGAGUGAGAACCAUAGAAAAUAACUGAUGUCCUCACUGGCUGGUGUUGUUUGUACAGCUCAUUCUCAGACAGCGGGUUGCAGCAACAAUAGGUUCCCAGUUCACUUUUGCAUUCAAGUAUGAAUAACAGCUUUGUGAUCCUAAUAGGCCAGUUUCUUUUGUCUCUCAUUAUGCUGUAUUAUACAGUUGCUUCAGUGUUUUUACUGCCUGUUCUGAAUUGAUAAAUCAUAUCCAUAAUUACCGCAUUGUGCCAUAUUAUUUAAUGCAGUGUUUUAGCAUUACACUAUGCAUUAUGUGUUCUGACCCGUUCCGCUCUGUCUAUAAUGAAUGCAUAUGUCUGUCACAUUCUAUGCCCAGAAUAAAACCAGAUUUUUUCCAUCCAA
This is a messenger RNA of Girardinichthys multiradiatus, 2654 nucleotides long. RefSeq names its product tubulin alpha chain-like. Gene Ontology annotation, molecular function: structural constituent of cytoskeleton; GTP binding. Lineage: Eukaryota; Metazoa; Chordata; Actinopteri; Cyprinodontiformes; Goodeidae. The record is from RefSeq and is a predicted model, not a curated record. The transcript is spliced from 4 exons. Gene Ontology annotation, biological process: microtubule cytoskeleton organization; mitotic cell cycle. The coding region runs from base 31 to 1377 and encodes 448 amino acids. Gene Ontology annotation, cellular component: cytoplasm; microtubule.